Messenger RNA from Colletotrichum godetiae, 2277 nucleotides. RefSeq names its product glycosyl hydrolase family 3 N terminal domain-containing protein. Gene Ontology annotation, molecular function: beta-glucosidase activity. NCBI's taxonomy places the organism in Eukaryota, Fungi, Ascomycota, Sordariomycetes, Glomerellales, Glomerellaceae. The record is from RefSeq and is a predicted model, not a curated record. The transcript is spliced from 3 exons. Gene Ontology annotation, biological process: glucan catabolic process. The coding region runs from base 1 to 2277 and encodes 758 amino acids.
AUGCCCUUUACGGCUUGGGAUGAGGCUUCCGCAGCAUCCAAGGACUUCGUGUCCCAGUUGACCACAGUCGAGAAGAUUGGUCUCGUCACAGGAGGUUACUCGAGUCCCAGCCUUCCAUGUGUGGGUGCGAUCGGGUCCGUCGAGCGACUGGGGUUCGAGGGGGUGUGUUACUCGGAUGGACCUAGCGGCUACUCGCGUUCCGAUGGUGUCAGUAUCUUCCCUGCCGGGGUCUCAACAGCAGCUACUUGGGACAAAGACCUCAUGUUCCGACGCGCUGUCGCCCUCGGAGAAGAGUUUAGAGCUAAGGGUGCUCACGUACACUUGGGCCCAUCUUCGGGACCUCUUGGCCGCCACGCAGUGGGCGGCCGUAAUUGGGAAAGCUUCGGGCCUGACCCUUACCUGGCUGGAGUUGCCAUGAAUGCUUCGGUUAUCGGGAUCCAGUCAGUCGGCGUACAAGCCUGUUCGAAACAUUUCAUAGGAAACGAGCAGGAAACUCAACGGACUUCGACUGUUAGCGAUAAUGGCACAAUAAUUGAGGCCAUCUCUUCGGAUAUCGAUGAUCGCACUCUACACGAGCUAUACCUUUGGCCCUUUGCCAAUGCGGUGAAGGCAGGGACAGCAAGCAUCAUGUGCUCAUACAACCGGGUCAAUGGAAACUACUCUUGCGCCAAUCCAGAGAUGAUUUCGAUCCUCAAGGAUGAGCUAGCGUUCCCAGGCUAUGUGGUUUCCGACUGGUACGCUACCCACGAGACGCUGAGUUCCGCAAAUUCUGGGCUCGACUUGGAGAUGCCGGGCAAUGUCAGUGCCGCGGCUGGAGCCUCCUUCUUUGGCGAGUCGCUCCUCGAUGCAAUCAACAGCGGCCUCGUUUCAGCAGAUCGCCUCGGCGACAUGGCAACGAGAGUUCUGACACCGUACUUCUUGCUUGGACAAGACAAGGACUUUCCUUCUGUUGAUCCGUCAAGCGGAGCCGCAUUCCUACGCUAUCAGUACGGGCAUCAAAUUGCACUCCCAUCGAGCUAUGCGGAAGUUCCAGCUCGCGAUGUCAGAGGGAAUCAUGCGGAGUUAAUCCGAGAGAUCGGCGCUGCGGGAACUGUGCUCCUGAAGAAUGUUAACGGCACUCUACCUUUGACUGAGGAACUCAAUAUCGGAGUUUUCGGCAACGAUGCCCCUUAUCCUACCAUUGGCUCGGUCUUCCUUGAUAUCGGGACCCAGCCAGAAGGAUUCGUAAUGGGCACCGUCAAUAUUGGCGGGGGCUCCGGGACCGUUCGACACACGGACUUGGUCAGCCCUUUUGAAGCUAUCCGAAAGCACGCAGAGUCUUUGGGUGGGCGAGUGCAGGCAGUUUUCGACAACGACGAGCUAGCGGAUGGCCGCUUUAGAACGAUCUACCCAGUCCCGGACGUCUGCCUUCUCUUUCUCAAGUCCUACGCUACUGAGGGCCAAGACAGACACUCCGCCGAGCUACAGUGGUCUGCCACCAAAGCUGUCGAGAACACCGCGGCAAUGUGCUCCAACACUGUCGUCAUCAUCCACGGGCCCGGCGUGGUGGUCAUCCCAUGGGCGGACAACGAGAACGUCACGGCCAUUCUGAACGCUCAUUACCCGGGAGAGCAGACGGGAAACGCCAUUGUCGAUGUUCUUUGGGGGGCGGUCGAGCCAUCAGGUCGUCUUCCUUAUUCUAUUCCGAAAAACGAGUCGGACUACGGUCCGUCCAUUGUCAACCUGACGGGACCUGCCACCGACCGAGAUGCCUGGCACUCCAUCUUUGAAGAAGGACAGAUGAUUGACUACCGUCACUUGGACGCGAACGAUAUCGAGCCUCAAUACGAGUUUGGCUUUGGACUGUCCUAUACAGAGUUUGAGAUGGGUGACUCUCUAGAGAUUCAUGUCUAUACAGACAUCGCCCCUGUUGCGGAUGAAGGGAAUGGCGUGGGGCCAGGCGGAUUAAGCGAUCUCUGGGAGGUGGUGGCCUCAACGACCAUUGAGGUCACGAACUCAGGAAGCCUGGCAGGAUCAGCCGUGCCCCAGCUGUACGUUUCUUUUCCUAACUCCACGACACCAGAGGGGACGCCCGUCAAGGUUCUGAGAGGUUUCGAAAAGGUGCAUCUAGGAGUCGGUGAAACCAAGUCUGUGGUCUUUGACCUCAUGAGAAGAGAUUUGAGUUUCUGGAAUAUCGACAAGAAGCAGUGGACUAUCCCAAGUGGCGCUUUCCGCUUCAUGGGGAGUUUCAGCUCGAAGGACAUUAGAGCUACGGCCGAAGCCCAAGUGAUUUCUUAG